Messenger RNA from Rotaria sp. Silwood2, 2703 nucleotides. Lineage: Eukaryota; Metazoa; Rotifera; Eurotatoria; Philodinida; Philodinidae. The record is from the annotation of a GenBank genome assembly.
AUGGAAUUUCAAAGAAUCUAUCACCUCUUAAUAAAAAAUCUUUUUAACAAAAAUAUCGAUUUGGAAACUUUAGUUGCAGAGACAAAAAAAACUGCUGGAGAUUUUAGAAUAAUAUCAAACAAGAACCAAUGGAGUGCAAAUGAGAGAAAUAAAAUUCCCAAGCUACUAGCUCAUAUUUUUGCUUUGUGGACAAUUCAAGACGCAGAAGAACAUCCUGAAGCCAGAAAUUUACAGAAUGAUGAUCAAUAUCCAUUUGAGCCUAGUACAGCUCAAAUAGUUGCAAUACUCCGUAUGCUCGGAAUAGGUGAUGAAAGAGAAAAAUUAACGAAUAAUUUAGUACAAAUAGAAGCUGGCGAAGGAAAAUCUAUAAUAUUAAGAGUCGCAGCUGUAACACUGGCUCUACUUGGUUUUGAUGUCUACUGUGCGUGUUGCAGCGAAUAUCUAAGUCAAAGAGAUUAUAAUAGAGUACUUCAAAUUUUCGAUACAUUAAAUGUAUGCCAAUACAUUCGUUACGGUACCAUAAAUACACUCUGUGAGAAAAUAAUUAAUGAAAAUGGCAAAGUUCAUCAAAUGGUAGAACAGUUUAUAAGCAACGAUUCUAGGAAUGUUUCAGAAAAUAGUGAAUGUAUUGAACGAGCUAAGAUAUUAUUAAUUGAUGAAGUUGAUGUUUUGUUUAGUCAAGAUUUUUAUGGUAAUGUGUAUACACCAUUAGCCACCUUAAGAGAUCCUACAAUUACAUCCUUGAUCGAUUUUAUUUGGACGCGAAGAAAAUCGAAAUUAUGUCUCAAUGAAGUUACGGCUACAGAUGAAUAUAAAGCUUGUUGCAACUGGAUUCCUAAUUGGAAACCAUUGAUUCUAGAGGCUGUUAAAGAUCUCAUUUAUGAAGUAGAUAACUUUGAAUCCCAUGAUUAUAUUGUGGAGAAUGAUAGGAUCGAAUAUAAAGAACAGGAUAAUAUUGUAUACAAUGUUGUUUAUGGUUAUAAAACUUUAUUUACAUAUUAUUUUGAACAUGAAAAUGAUAAGAUAUCUAGACCAAGUUUAAACCAAAGAAUAGGUCUAAUUAUCAAAUGUGGUAACUUUUCUUAUCCUGAAAUUCUACUUCAAUUUGAAUACAUAAUGGGUGUUACAGGAACGUUAGAAACUCUUAGUGGUCCUGAAAAACAAUUUAUAACAGAUAUGUGUAAAUUUCAAAAAUAUACAUAUAUUCCGUCAAUAUUUGAUAAAAAUAAUCUGAAAUUUCAGGCAAGAGACGAUGUCAAAAUUGAAAAUAGCGCUCAUUAUUUCGAAGCCAUUAAAAGAGAAAUUGAAAGUCGAUUAAAGGGAAGUCCAUCGGAACAACGAGCUGUAUUAGUUUUCUUUGAAUCAAAACAAAAGUUGAAAGAAUUUUUCGAAUCAAAAGCAUUAGAAAAUAUAAAGAAUCCAGUUGCUUGUUUAACGGAAGAUACACAUUCAGAAGAAAAAGAAAAAAUAAUAAAAUCUGCCACUAUACCCGGCCGUAUAACUUUACUCACCAGAACUUUUGGUAGAGGAACAGAUUUUAUAUGUUACGAUAAGAAUAUAUCUAAAAAUGGAGGUCCACAUAUCAUUCAGACAUUUCUUACCGAAAAUUGCUCAGAAGAAACGCAUAUCAAAUGUAGAACCGCUAGAAAAUGUGGUAAUGGAUCUUAUAAUAUGGUACUAUUGGAGGGAGUUUUUGAAAAAUUUCUCAUUCAAAGCGACGAGAUUGAUGCAUUUAAGAUAGAUAAAAGAUUUUUUGGUAUUCGUGCAAAUGCAUAUUUACCUAAGAUGUACAGUACAGUUUAUGAUUUAUUUGAUGCGAAACGUAGAGACCUUUUCAAGAUACAGUUGCUAACUAAGAAAAAAUUUGUUCGCAAUGCAAAAGAAAAACAUGAAGCUGCUCAACAUUUUCUAUUAAGUCUCACUUCUAAAGAUAUUAAUUCUGUUAGAGAAUUCUUAUUGAAGAGAAAUAAAGGAAUAGAUAAUGUCGAUAUUCGAUCACGAACAAUUUGUUUAAUGGAUGCUACCAAUUCCAUGUCAAAUCUUUUGCUUAAUUGUAAAAAUACGGUUGAAACUAUGUUCGAGCGUAUUACUGCAAUUCUAAAAGAAAACAAUAUUAGUGAAGAUUCAUUUCAAGUUCAAUUUGUUGUAUAUAGAAACUAUAAUAGUACAGAAGAUAAGCUACUGCAAUAUUCUCCUUGGGAAACAAAAGCAGAUAAUUUACGAACGUUCAUGAAAACUAUCAAUGUUGAAGGAGGAUGGGAGAAUGAGGCUAUUGAAAUUGGUCUAUGGCAUGCGAAUAAAGAAAACGAGAAAAAAAAUAUAACACAAGUCAUUUUGAUCGGUGAUGCACGUCCAAAUACAAAAGAUGAAGUAAAACAAAAGAGAAGUAGGCGCAAGGAAGAAUAUUGGAAGAAAACGAAAUUUGCACAGAAAACAUAUUAUGAAGAUGAAUUAGCGAAGCUGAUAUCGAAAGCUAUUCCAGUAAAUGCCUUUUUUGUCGACAAAAGUGCAGAAGCCGUUUUUAAAGAAAUUGCUACGAAAGCUGGAGGAAGAUGCGAACUGUUAAAUAUAAAUUCUCCUUCAGGCGCAGAUAUGUUGACAGAUUUAGUAACAGAAGUUAUUUUAAAAAAUGUUGGCAGAGAUUCAAAAGGAGAUGCUCUUAUUGAUGUAUAUAGAAAAAAAUUUGGACAAUCCUAUGCAUAG